This is a messenger RNA of Cygnus olor (mute swan), 1393 nucleotides long. It is a transcript of the gene CENATAC, whose product is annotated as centrosomal AT-AC splicing factor. Bases 14 to 1024 code for a protein of 336 amino acids. The record is from RefSeq and is a predicted model, not a curated record. NCBI's taxonomy places the organism in Eukaryota, Metazoa, Chordata, Aves, Anseriformes, Anatidae. The transcript is spliced from 10 exons.
CGCCUGCGCGGCCAUGGCGGUGCACUACUGCGCGCUGUGCCGCCGCACCUCCUUCGCCGGCCGCCGCCACCUGUACGGCGCCGCGCACCGGCGGCGGCUGCGGGAGGCGCUGGGCCGGCUGCAGGAGGAGGUGGCGGCGGCGCGGGCGGCGCUGGGCGGCGCGGCCGUGAGGCGGUACGAGCCGGCGGAGCACGAGCGGCGCGUCUGGUGCCUGUGCUGCGGCCGCGCCGUGCGGCGGGACUGGCGGCGCGGAGGGCUGGCGCUGCCGCAGGCCGGGCUCCUGCACCACCUGGCCGGCCCCGAGCACCGCCGGGAGACGGCGCGGUUCUGGCGGGAGAACCGCGCGGAGGCGGCGCUGCGGGAGCGGUUCCUGGUGUCGCCGGAGGACUACGGGCGCUUCGCGGCGGCGCUGGCGCAGGCCCUGGGCGCCUACGAGGAGCGGGAGGAGGAGCGCAUCCGCCAGAUGGCGGCCGGCAUCCGGGAGGCGGAGCGCAGGCAGCGGGAGACCGUGCAGGCCGCCCUCGAGGUCGGUGCCGCGGCCGGCAGCCGAGCCCCUCACGCAGAGCCAGAACUUUGUGCGGGACCUUCUGUCUGCAGCUCCACCGCAGCACCCGCGAGGGAUUCCUCUCAUAAUGCCGAGCAGCCUGGCCCAAGCAGUAUGCAGACAGGACCCGAUUUAAAUUGGAUGGAAUCAGGCCAGGCUUUGACCUUCAUUGGCCACCAGGAAACAGAAGGGAAAGGAAAUGUUCACACAGGUGCAAAACCUCCCUGGCUGACAGAGGAAGACGAAGGGGAUGGAAGUGAACAACAAAUUGGACCUUCAUAUGAAGAAUUUCUAAGGCAAAAGGAUAAGCAGAAAUUGAAAAAGCUCCCAGCAGACCGCGUUGGUGCCAAUUUUGACCAUACCUCUCAGACAGGCGACAGCUGGCUUCCUUCCUUUGGACGGGUUUGGAAUCACGGCAGGAGGUGGCAGUCCAGGCAUCAGUUUAGAGCUGAAUCAGGGGAAAAGAAGAAGAAAAGGUGAUGAGAAGAGGACCACAGAAGAAACCAAGCUCUGACCUUUGUAGAAAAGUAGACUCUAGUUAGCUGUAGCUUUGCCAGCGCCAUGUUUGACAUACAUCUAGAUGCCUUCAGUCCCCUGGAAGGCGGCCUGACCACAGAAUAACACUACGAGCUGAGCACUGUUGCUGAAAGCUACUUUGCAAGGGGCUGUUGCAGGAGAUUCACUCCCCCUGUAACGGACAUACUGUGUAUGAUUGAUUUCUGAAGUCAUAGACUACACAAAGACAGCUAUGCCAUGUCUUCAUAAUCAGAAAGCUCAGCUUACACAGUGUACACUGCACGUAGCGUGACAUCUCUCUAUUUCUCAAAAGCUUAGUUUAAAUAAAGUUUU